AGAAAAUCCCAGGCUGCCAUUGGAGAGCCCGUCGGCAGGACGCAGACGCAGGAGAUAUCGCAGGAGGGCUCCGACGAACGCGCAGUGCCCAUCACUUCAGCUGAUGUAACCAGACAGCUUAUGUUGGAGUCAGUUUAUUUUACAAUAGCAACUUUGUCAUAAAAAGAGGAAAGAAGGCUAAAAAAAGAAAAGAAAAUGGGACAUACCGCAAUACCUAUAUUGAUGGCUGUAUUGUCCUGCUGCGUGUGGGAAAACGUCGAGGCUCUGGCCAUGACUGAGGUGAACGGUCCAGGCCCCCAGGUGGCGGAGCCGCAGAUUGCCAUGUUCUGCGGCCGUCAGCUCCUGCGCAUGAACACACAGACUGGCCAGUGGGAGCCGGAUCCUCAGGGCCGCCAGGGCUGCUUCAAAGAGCCAAGUGAAAUCCUGUCCUACUGUCAGGAGAUGUACCCAGCACUUCCGAUCUCUCAUAUAGAGGAGUCAAAAAGACCUGUCACCAUCCCCAACUGGUGUAAGAAAGGCUGGGGCCGCUGCCAGACACACCCUUUCAUAGUCCUGCCCUACCGCUGUCUAGAGGGUGAGUAUGUGAGCGAGGCCCUGCUGGUGCCCGACCGAUGCCGCUUCCUCCACCAGGAGCAGAUGGAUGCUUGUGAGAGUUACGUGUACUGGCACAACAUCGCUAAGGAGGAAUGCACUGAAGACAAUCUGGAGCUCCACAGCUACGGGAUGCUGUUGCCAUGUGGAGACAAUUUCCGGGGGGUCGAGUACGUGUGCUGCCCAGGCCGAGGGAGCUCCAGUGGUAAAGGAGAGACGGAGGAAAGAGACGUCCCUGCUGGUCACACACUCACACCGCAGACCAGUGGAAAACUAAAUUCUGUCACCAAAGUGACAGCCCCGACCCCAAGCCCCUCUCCUGACACGGAUGUGGACGAGGCCGAUAUGGAAGAGGAGGAUGAUGAGGUAGUGGAGGAAGAAGAGGAGGAAGAGGAGGAGGAGGAAGUUGAUGAGGAGGAGGCGGAAGAAGAGGAGGAAGAGGAGGCAAUAGCUGUAAAAGAUCCAGAGGAGUAUGAAUACCCCAUCGACUCAGGUCCCUACCAGACAUCAGACUAUCUGGACUCCUACUACUAUGAGAAAAGCCACAAACCUACCACCUCUGCACCUCUGAUGAAGAGAGACAGCUUGACAACACCUCGGCCCACAGAUGGCGUUGAUGUUUAUUUUGAGAAGCCAGUAGAUGACACUGAGCAUGCCAACUUCCUGCGAGCCAAAACCGACCUGGAGGAGCGCAGAAUGAAGCGCAUCAAUGAGAUCAUGAAGGAAUGGGCAGAGGCAGACAACCAGUCAAAGAACCUGCCAAAGUCAGAGCGACAGGCCCUGAAUGAGCACUUUCAGUCUGUGCUGCAAACACUGGAGGAACAGGUCGCUGGAGAAAGGCAGAGGCUGGUGGAGACUCAUCUUGCCAGAGUGGAGGCCAUACUGAACAACAACCGACGCCUGGCCCUGGAGAACUACCUGACUGCAGUACAGUCUGACCCCCCUCAGCCAGAGCGUGUGCUGCAGGCUCUGAAGCGAUACAUGGCCGCAGAACAAAAGGACCGCAGACACACACUCAGACAUUACCAGCAUAUUGUUGCUGUCGAUCCCCAGAAGGCCGAGCAGAUGAAAUUCCAGGUGUACACACAUCUCCAUGUUAUUGAGGAGAGGAUGAACCAGAGUCUUGCACUGCUGUACAAGGAUCCCUCCUUGGCUGAGGAGCUGCACAAUGAUAUCCAGGAGCUGGUCAAGGCAGAAAGAGGAGACAUCAGUGAGCUCAUGACCACCUCCUUCUCUGAGACCCGCACUACUGAGGAGCUUCUGCCAGCGGAGAGCGAGGAGGAAAAGGAUGAUGAAGAGGAAGAGGAGAGAGCAUUCCAGAACAGGCCUUAUCCUAUCCGCAUUGAACUGCAGUCUAAUAAGAAAGUGUCUGCAGUCGAAGAAUAUGAUUAUACCACAUCUGAGAGAGGCCCUACUUAUGAAUAUGAGGAAAAGAUCAACACCUCUGUGGAGCUCAAGCAGGUAGUCAACAAGCCUUCUGAGAUUGAGAGAGAUGAACUGCAACCGGAUGCCUUGGAGACAUUUAAUCGUGGCGCCAUGGUGGGAUUGCUGGUGGUGGCCGUGGCAAUUGCCAUGGUGAUGGUAAUCAGCCUGCUGCUGGUGCGCAGGAAGCCAUACGGCACUAUCAGUCAUGGCAUUGUAGAGCAGGUCGACCCCAUGCUGACACCAGAAGAACGACAGCUCAACAAAAUGCAAAACCAUGGCUAUGAAAACCCGACCUACAAAUUCUUUGAACAGAUGAACUGAGGUACUAGGGCUGUCAGCAAGUCAUGCCUGACUAUUUGUUUUGUCCCCCAACCCCCCACUCUUCCUUACAGUGGUCUCCCAGCUACACUCCCUUUGACGGAUUUAUAAUGUGUUGCAAACAUAAAGUAACUGCAUAAGUACAGGGUACGUCCCAAACCCAUUGUAAAUUACCAACAACAACCUAUCAUCAUUACCAGAAUGUGAAUAAUGAGAUAUGAUAUGAUCACUUAUUGUAAUCUAAUACUCCUCUGGGUUAGAGUCUGAGAAUUGCUCUUUCCAUUAGCAGUGCCACAGCUUUUCAUAAUCCUGAAAACAUUCACCUCAUAGACAGGAAAACCAUCCCAGUGGCAUGACUUGACCUAUUGCCCCUCACUAGAAACUGAAGUUGAACGGUGCAUAAUGGUUUAUAGUAUUUAUUUUUCAGUAGUAGUUUCUUUAUUGAAAUUGUACCACAGUUAGAUAUAAUGUAUCUGUGUAGAUGAGUGUGAGUGUGAGCCUAGUUAAAUUAUGGUAUCAUUCUCAAUUUAAAACCCACUCAGUGAUAAAAGAGCAAUUACCAAGCUAAUUGUCAAAGUCACCUUACCUCCUUUAGCUACUGUAACAUUGGACAAUACCUCUAAUAUUAAGACAUGAACAUUAUUCAGUGAGGAUGUGGAGGAGUUUACUUUGAAUGUGUGAGACCUUUUAAGCUUUAAUUUAAAACAUAGAAGGCCAAAAAGACCACACUAGUCGAUACAGAACUACUGUAUGUGCUGGUGGUACAAAAAAACAUCACGUUUUUUACUUUUGAGGAUAAAUUAUUUGGCAAAAUAAACCAAAUAUUGCAUUUAGCUAAUUUAGUCAAUGAAUGAGUUUAUUUUAUUUGUACUGCUACCUAAAGAACUGUAAAACAGAAUAAUCAGAAAGCCGUUAUUUUAAAGGAAGCAUGACAACUUGCUGUAUGAUGCAACUGAAUUUAUUUGUGUUGUUCUUGUCAUUGCUUUUGAAAAGUCGGAAAUGUCACCGUUCAAAAUGGACACUGUAAAUAACGUAAGAAAUACAUACUACUAGAUGUAGACAUUUCUAUGAUUAAUUUGCAUUGAUGUAAUGGAAUAAAACAUAAAAAUAGUACAUUGUGCUGUUACGAGAGGGAGAAACAUUUUCCUAACAUGGCUGAUUGAAAACGGACUGUUGUAAAAACCAGCACAAGACAACGACACAGUAACUUUUUUCUGAAUGUAUUUAAGGUAGACGUUGAGAUUCCAUGUUCUUUUCAGUAACGCAUCAUUCCCCUAGUAGACUGAGUAGUGCAGCUCAACACAUCCGACAGACAGACUACAUGCCUGAUGCCCCUAUCAUCACUUCCUGUAGCAGCCUGUUCAUUUUCACAUUUGGCAGGUUUCUAUCAGAUCAGAGGAACUUAAAGCUUAGGCGCAUUUUACUGUACAGAGGUAUGCACAGAGGCCACAGCUAUAGUAAUGUGAAGUAUCAGUGUGUGUAGUAAGUCCUAAAAACAGUCCACACUCGGGCAUGAUAGUAGUAAAACAUGCUGUACGUCUUUAAAUCUGCCAGUUUGACAAAUUUGGACUCAACAUUGAAUGUUAGUACUCUAUAGAUGCUGAUAUUUAGGUUACUCAUAAAUAGCUUUUCACUGAAUGACUCAUUGUAGUUUGUCAUAUUUAUGAUCAACAUAGUACCCUGUAUAGGUUAAGGGAAAAAGGGAUAGCCCCCUUUUUUCUGGCUGAUUGUUAACUGCUUAGUGUGUCAGAUUGAUUUCCAUUAGCCACUUAAUUCUAUCAGACCGUCUUGGUUAAGGGGGGUCACAUUGUGGGGUGUUGUUUUUUUUUCCAUCAGUCUUUACCUAUAUGCUAAAGUAUAGAUAAUCCAUACCAAAAUGAGUUCAUAUCUUAUUUAUUUCUUACUGGUGGAAGUUUUCUUUAAACACCUGCAUUUGUCCAUUCAGAGGAGAAGUUGGUUACCUUCAUCUUUUUUGUUUUGAUUUGUUUUCUGUAAAGUUUGCUUUGAAAUAAGCAAAAGAGUUUGAUUAUUGGAGUUACGGUUUAGCAUUAAUCUUAAGUUUUUUCUCUCGUUAGGCAGGUUAAUUGCAGGUUGUGGUUGUGUUAUGACAGGCGAAGAGAAGUCAUAGCCCUUGUAUAAUUUGUACAGCUAUGUUAGUGAAUGAAAAUGUUGUAUGUUCACAGUUUAAGUCAGUUGAUCUUGUAAUGAUACUACUGAAACCAUAGAUGAGAAUAAGCUUGCCUGUGUUUCCCAAACCACUGAAGGUUUCCUACCAGCAUUUAGCAGACUUAGAAUGGUGUAUACUGUAGUUACUCAAAUCACAUUUGUACGUACGUCCUCUGUCAAAUUCUAGACUUCUUUGUUGGUCUGUCCCCUUACUUCCCAACAAAAUAUAAACAAUGUUAUUGAGAUUUUAAUUGCUGCAUUAUUGCCUUUUACAAUGCUGUGUUUUGGAUGUAAUUAUUCUGUAUUUUUUAUUUAUAUGUAAUAAUCAGUUGGAUCAAGGGUCAUGCUUUUCACCUGUAAUGUAAUUUAAGAGGCUUGUAUGAGAAAACACUGACAAGUUUGUAAUGUUCAGAAAUGUGAAAUAGAGACCUGGCCUCUGCCUAAUUGACAAGGAGGGCCACUAAGCACAAGUAGAACCAAAUAACUCAAUUUGUGUACAGGUUGCUAAAUGUUAGACAUUUAUUCUGUCUGAUUUCAAUUAAACUGCAUUGAUUCUAGGGAUGUUGAUAGCAUCGUCGAGAGCUGUUCUUCAUUUUCAUUCAGACCUUUAACCAAAGACAUGCUCCACAAAUAAGCAGGCAGAUAUUCCAAUUUGGCAAAGUGUUCUCUGUUGUGUAACUGUAUUUGCAAGCAAUCUGAGAAAUUAAAACUGGUCAAGCUAAAUAAUAGUGUAAUAAAAAUGAAUGACCCAUAAAGAA
Messenger RNA from Dicentrarchus labrax (European seabass), 5258 nucleotides. It is a transcript of the gene aplp1, whose product is annotated as amyloid beta (A4) precursor-like protein 1. The transcript is spliced from 17 exons. The record is from RefSeq and is a predicted model, not a curated record. Gene Ontology annotation, biological process: central nervous system development; axonogenesis. Lineage: Eukaryota; Metazoa; Chordata; Actinopteri; Moronidae. Gene Ontology annotation, cellular component: plasma membrane; Golgi apparatus. Bases 196 to 2337 code for a protein of 713 amino acids. Gene Ontology annotation, molecular function: heparin binding; transition metal ion binding; alpha-2A adrenergic receptor binding.